UAAUGCCAACGAUGAUAAUAUUAUAGAAGAUAAUGCUAUUUUUGAAGUAGAUAUAAGUGUUCUUUCUCAAAUCAUUGAUGAAAUUGCAAGAACAAAAAGUACAGAAAAAUUUGAAAUUGCUGUUCGAUUUGAAAUAUUGGAUCGAUCAAUAAAUGAAAUCACAAGAUUUAUUCGUGAACAAGUUGAAAAUAGAAAUAAAUACAAGUGGAAGUAA
Racocetra persica is the source of this 214-nucleotide messenger RNA. Lineage: Eukaryota; Fungi; Glomeromycota; Glomeromycetes; Diversisporales; Gigasporaceae. The record is from the annotation of a GenBank genome assembly.